Molecule: messenger RNA, 1596 nt
Organism: Lentinula edodes (shiitake mushroom)
Lineage: Eukaryota; Fungi; Basidiomycota; Agaricomycetes; Agaricales; Omphalotaceae
Exons: 2
Coding region: 1-1596 (531 amino acids)
Source: RefSeq, a predicted model, not a curated record
AUGAUGGAACUGUCACUGGAAGCGUAUCGCAUCAUCGUCAACAACGUGCGGAGCCGCGUUGAUUUGGCAACGUUGUGCCUCGUAUCAAAGGGGUUUCGACGCGUCGCAGAACGCGCUCUUUACAAUACGCUGUUCAUGCAUGAAACAGAGAGGACAGAGCGGAUAUGUAAGACGCUGGUCAGUCAACCGAGGGUCGCGGAGCUGGUGGAGGCGUUGACUAUUGCAAUUGAAGAAGGUGAGGAGAGGAGAGGAGAAGGAGAAGCACCUGCAGAGGAAGAUGAGGAAGAGGGAGGAGGAGGCGACGAUGAAGCUACUGACACCGAAGAAAACGAGGCACAGUCAGGAGUCUUGGAGCCAGACGAUCAAGACGAAAGUAUGGAGUUAGCAGUAGCACUGGCGUUGUCACUGGAAACUGGUCCGCAUGUCAAAGUGCCUACAACUUCUUCCAGUGCGAGGGCGCGACUAGAGACUGAAGAAAAUCUCUGGCCUGCUAUCUCUGACGCGUUGAAAAAAAUGUCCAGGCUCCGUCAUCUCAGUAUCGUCAUCGACGGAUCCUUUUCCUCGCCUUACUCUGGCCGUCUUGCCUGGAUCCUCACCGAUUGUCCUUUUCGGCUAAAAAGCUUCCAUUCGGACAUGAGGUGGGAUGAGAACUUGGUAAGGUUUCUAAAUGUACAGGAUGAAAUCGAGGAUCUGUAUAUUGGAGACUACGACGAAGGAGAGGAACCUGGGGAGGUAGAGGAAUCUACGGGGCUGGAUGAGAAAACCCCUGUCACUACAAUGUCUUCAGGCCCUGUUGGCCCACGCGCCUCUCACAAUAGCCUUACCCUUUCUCCAACUGCCCUGCCGCACCUAUUCACCCUGGAAUGCACUUUCUCGGAAGCGGCCAUCGCUAUUGUGCCUGGUCGUCCCGUGUCAAGGCUAAAAACAUGUUUUUCACGCACGGAUCCGGAGGGAAAGAGGGCAGAGAUGAAGGUUUUGUUUGAGGGGUUAGGAAAGGCGUUGGUUCCUGCCAAGAACAGAUCAAGUGCUAGAGGGGGUAGAGCGGUUCAGGAAGGACUAACGGGAGGUAGUGGUAGAGGCGGAUGGUAUGCUCUGGAUAUCGCUGACGCAGAGUACGAAGAAAAUUUUGCGAUGGAUUUACUAAGGGCCGUGGUGAAUUUAACUUUGGUCAGGUCGGGAUCCGGUGGUCACGGUAGAGCGGCAGGUGCGACUAAAUCGACUGGCAGUCUCAGUUUGAAGGGUACAUUGAGGUAUCUGGGCACUCUGGUUUUACCCGUGGGUGGAAGGGAGCGGCUCUUGUUCUAUGGUCUUCUGAUGCAACUCCGUUAUUUGUGCUGUGUCGAGCUCGAGAUAAGCGCAUGGAAUCCUUCUCCAACCGUCGUAGGUCCAGUAGCUUUCCGCGCGUUGGGAAACGAGCUCAGGUUAUAUUGUCCUGGGGUGGCAAAAAUAGUUUUUGUUUCAAUGAACGCGGGGGAAGGUGAAGACAUCGGGGAGCGAACGACGGUGGAAUGGAUCACAGGUGAGGGCGUAGCUAGGGUAGAAAGGGAGGUGAUGAAUGGGAUGAGUGGCACGGAGGGGUUAUGGAGAGAUGUCUGA